GACGUGUUUGUUUUUGUUUUCAGUUGAACGAAACCUCUGUUCAAUAGACAAUCUUGGUGAGCACUGCCGCCCUGUGAUACCUAGCUAACAGUUUAGCCUGACCAUGAUCUGACUGUAGAGCUACAGGUUUGUCCGCCCCGUUCACCUGACCAGAGUGUGCAGUAGAGGAGGUGGAGGUGGCAUGCGUUCGGGCAGCAGCUGGAGGUGUCAGCUCUCCCGGGCUAUGCGACUGGCGCUGCGCUGGUGCCGGCUUCGGAGGCCGCAGAAAGGAGUACGAGGUGGGGAAACCAAGCCGUGGAUCAGCGGCAGGCUUUUGGAGCUGUGGAUCUACAGCAAGCUGCUGCUCAAGUCACUGUACUUCAACAGCCUCAGCAACUCGGACACCUUGCUGGACUGUGCGUUUGAACCUGUCUACUGGAUUGUGGACAAUGUGACGCGCUGGUUUGGAGUGGUGUUUGUCUGUCUGGUCGUAUUGCUGACGACCUCUGUUGUGGUCAUCGUCUACCUGUUCGUCCUACCCACGUUCUUCAGUACUUACCCUCUGCAUUGGGUCUCCUGGCACCUCUGCUGUGGCCACUGGCUUCUUAUGAUGGUGGUCUUCCAUUACUACAAGGCCAUCACUACCUCCCCAGGACACCCGCCCAAGGACAAAAUUCAUAUUCCGUCUGUGUCCAUCUGUAAGAAAUGCAUCACUCCAAAACCACCCAGGACGCACCACUGUAGCAUCUGCAACAUGUGUGUUUUGAAGAUGGACCACCACUGUCCCUGGUUGAACAACUGUGUGGGCCAUUUGAACCACCGCUACUUCAUCUCCUUCUGCCUAUACAUGACCCUGGGCUGCAUCUACUGCAGCAUCAGCAGCAGGACCUUGUUUCUGGAGGCCUACAGUGCUGUAGAGGCGUACUAUCAGACCCCUCUUCCGCCCUACACGUUAAGAGAGACCACUGCUCACAAGAGUAUUAUCUUCCUCUGGGUGCUGACCAGCUCAGUGGCAGUAGCUCUGGGAGGCCUCAGCCUGUGGCACCUCAUACUCAUCAGCAGAGGAGAGACCAGCGUAGAGCGGCACAUCAACAACAAAGAGAUCAAAAGACUACGGGAGAAGGGCAAGAUGUUCAAAAAUCCAUACCAUCACGGUGUGAUGAACAAUUGGAAGUUACUGUUUGGUGUGGAAAAAAGAAGUCACUGGUUCACGCGGGUCCUCUUGCCGUCCAGCCAUCUUCCCAACGGGGACGGCAUCACGUGGGACUGCACCUUUAUCAGAAGAGACCCCAUGGCCAUCUAAGCCUCACCCUUUUCACUCUGAACCAUAUAAAAAAACUCCUACACUUUUAACAAUGACAUACAAGCAAUGUGACUUAUUUCAUUCGGUUGUGGCCAGCUAGAAGCUGUUACAAUCAUUUCAUAAGGGAAAAAAAGAAGUUAAUCAAAGUAAGAGGUGUUUUUUUGUUUUUUUUGCUGCAUUGGUAUUUGCACUUCUAGAAGUAGGAACCACCAGUGCUUCAUCUUCUUAGGAUCAGUUCUCACCUGCCACACGCUGACCUCGCACGGUAGGUCUAACCGUAGACCUUGUCACCAGCAGACGUCACCCUCCAACUGCAGCACUGUUGACUCAUUAGAUUUAUUUAAUUAUGGUGCUGCUGGACAGCAUCGUUUGGUAAGCCCGAACUUCUUUCUUUCUCCCACCCAUUUGUAAAGACAGGACAAACUUUUUGUGCUUGUCUUGGACUGAAAAUGUUCCCACCCAUACUACAGCCUCUUACGGCAGAGUGACACCAUAACUUGCAGUUACAGCAUUUUAAAGGUGCAAUGUGUUGCAUUUUCAAACAUCAAUACAACACAUUGUAAGCUCAAACUUUAGUAAGAUUGGUAGCUGCUGUCUUGUUCCAAUUGUCUUGUUAAUGCUAUCAAAUUAAAGGCAACAUUUCCCAGAAACUCUGCUUGCUUUCUAAUGCAAGUGGUUCUCUGUUUUUAUCUAAAUAUGAUGGUGUUUUGUUUUCCAAUUGACUUUCACUGCUUCCACCAGACUUUGUCCUAUUAAGCUUAAUUUCUGUACUAAUCAGCACCACUUCCUGUUUAGUACAGUCCAGCAGAUUUCCCUCUAAAUCUGACUGUCUUCUCACAGAAGGUCUCAUUAGUUUAUACUGUUUGAAUGUGCUGGUUCAUUGAUAACAUGCAAACCAGCACCGUUAAUAACUGACACUGUAUUGAUAUCUGACUCCAUGUGUAGUCAAAUAUCUGAGCCUUUUGGUUUUGAUUGUACAUGUUGUCUGAAGACUGAACUGUUUGUGUUCCUUAAUGUGGAAGAAGCUGUGAUUUCCCAUCAUUUCCUGAAAACUGUGUUUUAAGGUUUACUACUCUGCUGUUGUGUUUUGUGGAGCGUGUGCUAAUGACAUUGAGAACCACUGCUCUAACUGAUGUUCUGGUACCGAAGAAGAGCGAAAAACCGAGAGUUUUAUUCACUGGCAUUUUAGGUGAAGGAAAAAAAUCUGCGCAGCAUUCAUUUCAUCAUCUUUAACAUUUCUUUCUUUAACACUGAUAAAGAAAAUGUUGUGUGCCUUGUUUGGUUAAGCCUUUAAAUAAGGGAAUCAGGCACUGUGCAGUAAUUCCCUUUCAGAUUUUUCACCGUGUUCAUACAAAUAACUUAAUGAGUCAGAUCUUUAGGUGCCAUAGAAACGUGACGUACAGCUAUAUCAUUUGUAACCAGUGGGAGCUGUGCUCCAGUUUGAUUUAUUCUUUUUUUUUAAUAAAACACCUGUUUAAUA
Micropterus dolomieu (smallmouth bass) is the source of this 2762-nucleotide messenger RNA. RefSeq names its product zinc finger DHHC-type palmitoyltransferase 16b (gene zdhhc16b). The record is from RefSeq and is a predicted model, not a curated record. Gene Ontology annotation, molecular function: palmitoyltransferase activity. NCBI's taxonomy places the organism in Eukaryota, Metazoa, Chordata, Actinopteri, Centrarchiformes, Centrarchidae. Gene Ontology annotation, cellular component: Golgi apparatus. Gene Ontology annotation, biological process: protein palmitoylation. The coding region runs from base 182 to 1282 and encodes 366 amino acids. The transcript has 10 exons.